AUGAUGGCUUGGUCUGGCACUGGUGUUAUUGUCAUUUUAGCGGCGAUGAAUGAGACAGUUGAUAUAAAUGUACUGAAAACGACGAACCAGCAGCAGCAACAGCAACAGCAGCAGCAGCAGCAAAAGAGCUCAACGGUGCAGGAGAUCGAACGACUGCAAAAAAAUCGUGAAGAACGACGCGCGCAACAGACAAUUCCUCAGUGGAUAAUCAAUAAAAACUUUCAGCAAGAAGCAAGAAGACAAAAGGAGCAGUUGAAGAAUAUUGACCCGGGCAACCCGAACUGGCAAUUUUUGACGAUGAUCCGCGACUACCAGUCGCAGAUCGAUUUUCGCCCUCUGAAAAUGACUGAUCAGGUAAGCGACCAUCGAAUAUGCGUAUGUGUUCGGAAGAGGCCUCUGAACAGGAAAGAAAUAAUGAAAAAAGAGAUUGAGGUGAUCACGAUCCCGAAUCGAGACCAUCUGAUUGUCCAUCAGCCACAGGUGAAAGUCGACUUAACAAAGUAUCUUGACAACCAGAAGUUCCGAUUUGAUUACACAUUCGACGAGAAUACCAGCAAUGAGAUGGUUUACAAGUGUGCCUUCCAUUUUAUGCGUUUUAUGCUGUGUAACAGCAGUACAAAACGCAUAUUGUCUCGGGGUUGUCUAUGUGUGUAUUUGUGUGUGUGUGUGUGUGUAUGUGUGUGUGCCCGCAGCAACUUGUCCGCAACGCUCAACUCGAGAACCACAAAAGCUAGGAAGCUGAAAAUUUAG
Messenger RNA from Gongylonema pulchrum, 750 nucleotides. The record is from the annotation of a GenBank genome assembly. Lineage: Eukaryota; Metazoa; Nematoda; Chromadorea; Rhabditida; Gongylonematidae.